This is a messenger RNA of Ziziphus jujuba (common jujube), 2245 nucleotides long. RefSeq names its product aldehyde dehydrogenase 22A1. Gene Ontology annotation, molecular function: aldehyde dehydrogenase (NAD+) activity. NCBI's taxonomy places the organism in Eukaryota, Viridiplantae, Streptophyta, Magnoliopsida, Rosales, Rhamnaceae. The record is from RefSeq and is a predicted model, not a curated record. The coding region runs from base 232 to 2025 and encodes 597 amino acids. The transcript is spliced from 14 exons.
GAAUCUCUUUUGUUGCUUUUGUUUUUUUUUUUAUGGUUUUUUAUUCGACGAAACAAAAAGAAGCCACGCGGGACAGAGAGGGAGAGAGAUAGAUUCACACAAAUACACAAUCAAUCAGUCAGUCCAAUGGGGAGCAUAUCGUUGUCUUCCUCUGAUAGUCCUUCAAUGUGGUAGCCUGAUCCGCAAAACCCUAGGAUAUUUUUCUCUGUUUUAGCUCUCUGCAACAAAACGAUGGCGUUUUGGUGGCCUCUCUUCGUUCUCGGUUUCGCAUACGUUAUCUGUAGGUUCCUUUUUAUGCUUAUUCCUCCCAAUGUGCCUUCCAUCGAGGUUGACGCUUCUGAUGUGCUUGAUGUUGGAAAUCAAAUGCACGAGAACACUUUCAUAUAUAUACCUCCAAGAGGAAGGACACAGCAAUCAGAUAAGAAGGUUCAAUGCUACGAGCCUGCCACUAUGAAAUACCUGGGAUAUUUCCCUGCUUUGUCACCUGUUGAGGUAAAGGAUCGUGUAGCAAAAGCAAGGAAGGCACAGAAAAUAUGGGCGAAGAGUAGCUUCAAGCAAAGGCGUCAAUUUCUGCGCAUUCUUCUAAAGUACAUAAUUGAACACCAAGAGCUUAUAUGCGAAGUCUCUUCACGUGAUACUGGGAAGACGAUGGUAGAUGCCUCUUUAGGAGAAAUAAUGACAACAUGUGAGAAGAUCACUUGGCUUCUUUCUGAGGGUGAGCGGUGGCUAAAGCCUGAAUACCGGUCUUCAGGAAGAGCAAUGCUUCACAAAAGGUCCAGAGUAGAAUUUCACCCACUUGGUGUUAUUGGUGCCAUUGUUUCUUGGAACUACCCUUUCCAUAAUAUUUUCAAUCCCAUGCUGGCAGCAAUCUUUUCUGGGAAUAGCAUUGUGAUCAAGGUUUCAGAACAUGCAAGUUGGUCUGGAUGUUUCUACUUUAGAAUAAUCCAAUCAGCCCUUGCUGCUGUAGGAGCUCCAGAAAAUCUAGUUGACGUUAUAAAUGGGUUUGCCGAAACAGGAGAAGUACUGGUGUCUUCUGUUGACAAAAUAAUAUUUGUUGGAUCACCUGGUGUGGGUAGGAUGAUAAUGAGAAAUGCUUCUGAGACACUUGUACCGGUUACACUUGAACUUGGUGGUAAAGAUGCAUUUAUUGUUUGUGAAGAUGUAGAUGUCAAUCACGUUGCACAAAUUGCUGUCAGGGGCGUACUUCAAUCAAGUGGACAGAAUUGUGCUGGGGCAGAGAGAUUUUACGUUCACAGGGACAUCUAUUCUUCUUUUGUCAGUCAGGUUGCCAAGAUUGUGAAGUCUGUUUCAGCUGGUCCACCGCUUGCCGGAAGGUAUGAUAUGGGAGCUAUAUGUGUGCAAGAGCACUCUGAAAGGCUUCAAAACCUUGUAAAUGAUGCCUUAGAUGAAGGAGCAGAAAUUAUUGCUCGGGGAAGCUGUGGCCAGAUAGGUCAACAAGCAGUUGAUCAGUUUUUCCCCCCUACAGUGCUUGGAAAUGUAAAGCACACAAUGAAGUUGAUGCAAGACGAGGCAUUCGGACCUAUCAUGCCAAUAAUGAAAUUUAGCACUGAUGAAGAGGCGGUCAAGCUUGCAAAUGACUCAAAAUAUGGUCUUGGCUGUGCUGUUUUUUCAGGCAGUCAGCGUCGGGCAAAAGAGAUAGCUUCUCAGAUACACUGUGGGGUUGCUGCAAUUAAUGAUUUUGCAUCAAAUUACAUGUGUCAGUCCCUGCCAUUUGGUGGUGUAAAAGACAGCGGUUUUGGUAGAUUUGCUGGGGUUGAAGGUCUUCGUGCUUGCUGUCUUGUAAAAUCAGUUGUCGAGGAUAGAUGGUGGCCAUUCAUAAAAACCAAGAUUCCCAAGCCUAUUCAGUAUCCUGUUGCUGAGAGUGGUUUUGAGUUUCAACAGUCGCUUGUCGAAGCACUAUAUGGCCUGAACAUAUGGGACCGCCUGAGAGCAUUGGUCAAUGUUCUGAAGAUGCUUUCAGACCAGCAAACCUCCCCUCCUAAUGGGAAGAGAAGAAAUGACUAAGCCAGGUGUUUGAAGUAAUGGAAACAUGUUAAUGGAUUAACUGAGUCCAAUUUCAAGGAUAUAUGGGAUUCUUGGCUUCCUAUGCUUCUUUUUGUUUGUUCUGUCAGAAAAUAUGGAUAAAAAUCCCCAAUGAUGUUUUAUCUUUUCUAGGAAAUUGUUAAUGAAAUAUUGAAAAUCAAUGAAUUCUAACUCAAAGGGAUAGGAAUUAUCUUAUACAAAA